AGAGGGGAGGAUUCCCGCCCUUGGAGAUGGCGCCUCCGCCGAUGGUCUGCCCGGACGACCCCCUGGCCACCGAGACCCGCUCGCCGCAGUCCCGCGAGGGGGACCACGAGAAGUUGGCCAAGGUUCAUUUUAAAAUUUUAAAAGGACAUUCAGCAGCUGUGACCUCCUGUCAUUUCUGUUUUGAUGAAACAAAAGUUCUUUCAGGCUCUUACGACAGCACAGUGAAACUCUGGGAUAUUGCCAGUGCUGCCUGUAUUCAGACCUUUGAGGGUGAGCACACUGGGCCCGUUUCUGAAUGCUGCCUGAGUCCUGAUAAUAAAAGGUUGAUAACAGCAUCAUAUGAUAAAAGUCUAAGGGCCUGGGAUACUGAAACAGGGAAAGUGCUUUGGACUCUAGAGCAGGAUGGCCUUUUGACUUCAUGCCAUAUUUCCCACGAUGGCAAAUAUGUCGCCUCCUGUUCAGAUUUGGAAAAUGCUUUAUUCAUUUGUGGUGUAGAAGAUGCGAAAAAGGUGGCAUAUGUCAAAGAGUAUCACAGAAGCACAGUGAGAAGAUGUCGUUUUGAUCCUCAGAACCAACGAAUAGCUACAGUGUCGUCUGACAUGUCUUUAAAAUUAUGGGAUAUUAUAGCACAGUCUACCACAGUCACAAUUGAGCGGGCACACACCAAUGCAAUUGCAGAUUGCCGUUUCUCCUUGGAUGGCCAUUAUUUGUGCACAGCAGGUUGGGAUGAAGUCAUAAAGUUAUGGGAUAUCAGGACAGGGGAGUUCCGUUCUCAUGGACCCAUUAUUUUGGAUCAGGGCCAUAUAGGAAUAGUUGGCUGCUGUGAUAUUAGUAAGGAUGCAUCGCUUGUGGUGUCUGGAGGUUAUGACAAAACAAUCAUUAUCUGGGACUCACGGGAGGCAUAUAAAAAGAUAUGUUUAAAGGGUCAUGCAGAUUGGGUGACAGACAUUGCCUUGUGUAGCAACAAGAAGUGGCUUGUAUCUGCCUCAAAGGACUGUACUUUGAGAGUUUGGGACAUUGCAAAUGCCCAUGAAAUCCCUGUGGUGGUCCAAGCCAUUAGAACAAGAGGCUCCAAGUUAGCAAAGUGUGAAGAAUGUAAGAAGUCUUUCCUGCUCUUCCACAAUGAUGAAGACAAAGUAGAAAUCAAUUGUGUUUUCUGUCGACUGGCAAGUUACAAAGAAACUGUCCUGCCAGAUCCCCCUCCAUUGCCUCCUUUGCCUCCAGAUUUUUAAAGGAAAUAAAGAUUA
This is a messenger RNA of Lacerta agilis (Sand lizard), 1247 nucleotides long. It is a transcript of the gene WDR88, whose product is annotated as WD repeat domain 88. Bases 27 to 1232 code for a protein of 401 amino acids. Gene Ontology annotation, molecular function: protein binding. The transcript has 11 exons. Lineage: Eukaryota; Metazoa; Chordata; Lepidosauria; Squamata; Lacertidae. The record is from RefSeq and is a predicted model, not a curated record.